Phalacrocorax carbo (great cormorant) is the source of this 1996-nucleotide messenger RNA. The record is from RefSeq and is a predicted model, not a curated record. Lineage: Eukaryota; Metazoa; Chordata; Aves; Suliformes; Phalacrocoracidae.
GGGGCCAGCGGCCGGGCAGGGGCGCGCGGCGGCGCGGGGCGGGGGCCGCGCUGCACCGCGUUGCAUCGGGUUGCGUGGGGUUGCAUCGCGUUGCGUUGCUUGGCGUUGUUUUGCACCGCGUUUCGUUGCUUUGUAUUGCUUUGCAUUGCUCUGCACCAGCCCCGCAUGCAGCCCGCCCCGCCGCCAUGGUGGAGGAGCAGGCCUGCUGCGCCGUCAGCGUCUCCAGCCCUCCCGAUGCCGCUGGCCCCUGGAGCUGCAGCGGGGUGGUGCUGAGCCGCAGCCCCGGGCUGGUGCUGUGCCAAGGCGCCAUCUUCACCCCUUUCCUGCGGGACGGCCCCGCCGCCUGGGCGCAACCCCGUGCCCUCCUGCCCGACGCCCUCCAACCCCACCUGCACCUCCUUGUCCUGCAGCCCCCGCCAUGGACCCCCACCCCAGCCCUCCGCCUCGACGCCCCGAUGUUAGCAGGUGGCCCGGCCAGCAGCUUGCAGCAGCACAAGGCCCGGCUCCUGGCCCUGGUGCCUUGCGAUGCCUUCCGGCAGGCGCUGAGGCAGGCCUUCGGCUCGGCGGAGCAAUGGCGCUUCGGCGGCGAGGCGGCGGGGGACGACCCGCGGGCACUGCACUGGUUCGCCUGGUUGCGGGUGCCCGGCCUCGACUCCACCGGGGGCGGCUGGACGGCCCGGGUGGGCGCCGGGUGCCUGCGCAAGGGCGAGGGGCUGCUGGCCUGCGGCUCCCCCUUCGGCACCCUCUGCCCCGACCUCUUCCUCAACACCCUGAGCAGGGGGGUGGUGAGUAACCUGGCUGGGGAGGAGAACGCCCUCAUCCUGACCGACGCGCGCUGCCUGCCCGGCACCGAGGGCGGCGGCGCCUUCCUGCCCUCGCCUGCCGGGUCCCGUCUGGUGGCCGUCAUCGCCGCCUCCUUCUGCUGGAAGGGCGCCGAGUGGGUUGGGCUCACGCUGCUCUGCUCCCUUGCCGCCAUCCUGCACAGCAGCGCCAGCGUCCUGGACGAAGCCGGGAUCGCCGUGCCGCCGGCGCUGGGGCGGGUGGCUGCGGUGCAGGCAGGGGUCGGGCAGGACCCCCUUGCCUGGGCGGCGCUGGUGGAGUGUGGGGCGGCGUGGGGCUCCGGGGUGCUGCUGGCCCCCCGGCUGCUCCUCACCUGCCGGCACGUGGUGGAGGCGGGCGGCCCGCUCCGCGUGACACCAGCACCCGGACCCGGCCGGGCUGCCACCAUCCUCAGGGGACGCGUGGUGUUCGCCACCGAGGAGUCGUCCCCCUUUGACGUGGCGGUGGUGGAGCUGGAGGAGAGCGUGCCAGGCUUCGUCCCUCCGCACCUGGCGGACACCUUCCUCUCGGGAGAAGAGGUGAGUGUGGUGGGCUUCGGGGCACUGGGGCGGGCGUGCGGCCCCUCGGUGACGGCGGGGGUCCUUUCGGCUGUGGUGGUGGUGGCCGGGCGCCCCGUCAUGCUGCAGACCACCUGUGCCGUGCACGGGGGCUCCAGCGGUGGCCCCCUCAUCUCCUCCCGCAGCGGACGCCUCCUGGGGAUCGUGGCCAGCAACACUCGAGACACUGGCGUGGGGGCCACCUACCCCCACCUCAACUUCUGUGUCCCCAUCACCGUCCUGCAGCCCCCCAUCGCACGCUACCGCCACACCGGUGACCCCAGCGCCUUCACCACACUCAACCGGGCAGGCGAGGGGGUGCGGGCGGCAUGGCGGCUCCAGCGGCAGCCGGGACCCCCCAGCAAGCUCUGACCCCCAUCCUGGGGGGGCUUGUGCUGGGGGUGGCACUGCCACAUUCCCCCCCCUUUGGCCCCGGCAGGGUCAGGGCCGAGCGCCUGGACCCUGUGGGGCUGGCAGAAGGUGGGGGGUCCUAUCUGUUUGGGGGGGGGGGUGUGGAACGUGGCACGGUGCCUUUGCCAGCUGCUGGCACCCCCAAACAGGGGCAGCGGCUUGUUUUGUUUGAUUUUGUUCUCUCUGGAGCCUUAAACGCUGUGAGUUGA